Messenger RNA from Botrytis byssoidea, 2814 nucleotides. RefSeq lists its product as uncharacterized. The record is from RefSeq and is a predicted model, not a curated record. The coding region runs from base 1 to 2814 and encodes 937 amino acids. NCBI's taxonomy places the organism in Eukaryota, Fungi, Ascomycota, Leotiomycetes, Helotiales, Sclerotiniaceae. The transcript is spliced from 2 exons.
AUGGAGCGUGUCAAUAGAGAGGCGGAGAAGAAAGCUCUCAGAGAAGAGGCCGAAGCUUCUAGACGGCUUAGAAAAGAAUCAAAAUUAAGUAAGGGUAAGAAGUCUAAAAACAGCAAAGAACCAGUACCUCUUCCUCCAACACCACCGCCACCGCCAUCGCCGCCAAUCCCAACGAAAGCUCCAACACCAGAGCCAGAUGAAGAUCUAGAACCAACCCAGGAAGAAGUAGAUGAAAUUCUAGCAUUAGGUAACCGCACAACAACCGCAAAGCCAGCAUCUCAAGCUUUUAGUUUUUGGGGAGCUCCUAAAAAAUCGCCAGUGAUAGAGAAGCCAUCACCGAGCAAGGAUGAUAGGGAAUUUGGUAAAACUAAUCUUGCCGAGGCAUCCACUAAGAACCUUAUGGCUUGGGGCACGGGAUCAGACGAGAUUGCGAUUGCUGACAAAGCGAUGCGCCCAGAAACCUCUUCUAAGAGCAAGGACACGACAACCAAAUGGCCACCACCAUCAAUAAAAUCAAGCUUAUUGAAGAAACCAGUUGGAGGCACUAUCGCUGAUAGGUUAAGAGCAUUUGAAGCAAAUAAACCCCUUGAGGAGCCUCAUGAAUCUGAAGAAGAAAUAGAUGAAUAUUUCCCAGCACCUUCUCCACCCCCACCUGCUGCGCCGCCCGUGCCGACCAAGGAAGAAAGGAGAAAACUUAAAUCUUCCAGAAGAGACAAGGAAAGGUUGGAAGAUUCGGAAAUUCUUCCUGGUGCAUUCCCGGAUUCUGCAAACGGUGACGAAAUUAUCGAUAUUGUCGAGAUGCCAAUUCAAAAGAAAAAUAGGAGCAAAUCUAGUAAGAGCAAGGAAUUUUCUAGAGCACUUCCUGUACCCAUUGAACCACCGACACCACCUCCUGAAGUAGAUCUGGAACGAGAACAAGACUCGGAUCAUAAAUAUAAGAAAGAACGUCCUCGAGUUGUUCGCGAUGGAUCUUCUUGGGGAGCGUGGGGGGCAGAGCCUCGCAAGGAAGAAAGGGAGAAAAAGCCAUCCAGGGACCGUGAGCGUAGAUCCGAUGAGCCUCAAAUCACUAGAGAGGAGAGAAGGUCUACCAGGGAAUCCGACCCUCGGCAUUCUAAAUCUAGAAGAUCAUCUACUAGAGAGGAGAAGACUUCUUCAUCAAAAGACUCAUCUUCGGACAAAGCAGACAAAGCCUCCAAGGGAGAUAACAGGCCACCAGUUUCUAGGGGAAUUUCAAAUAUGUUUGGACCCGCUACUCCACUAUCGAGGUCUAAUUCAAAAUCUGAAAAGCGACCAAGUAUGAGUAGGACAAGCUCGCGCCGACAAUCUGUCAACAUGGAUAGCUCAAACUACGCAACUCCAAUACCCGAUGAUUCUCGUGAGCCCCCUCCAAUGUCCGCAAAGGCUGCAAAAAUGUUUGGUAUCGGUGUCCCUGGCAAGCUUUCAAGAAGCAAGUCCGAAAAGACCAGGCCAUCACGUGAUGAUGACGUGGUAGGUGAUGACGUGGCAGAUCCUAUUCGUCAGAGAUCUAGUCGCGAUAGAAAAGGAAAAUCAAAGGUAACUGAUGACUCAAUGUUUGAUGGGCAAGCGCUACCACCUGUACCUAUGCCUCCGCCACCCAUGGAUAUACCAAUUCGAAGGAAGACCAGGCCUACCACAGACUGGACUGCUAGCGCUAGAGCGUAUCAACAAAGAAGACAAGACGACGUCGACAUGGAGGAGCAAGGAGGUCCAUCUGAAAUCCCAGGUACACCGGGACUUAAACGAACUGAUUCGAGUGCUCGCAAAUCUGGAUUGGGUGGCAUGUUUGGCGUCUUUGGAAAAAAAGAUAAAGAAAAGGAUAGACCAGACCUUAAACGUCGUAGUACGGCCCCAGCUGAAGAUGAGAACCGUGCAUACAGAAGGGAUGAACGAAAGACUAGACGAUCUUCUAGAGAUGUAGAUCCCGAGGUCACCAUGACAGGUGCCAUUUCCGAGGAAGAGAAGGCGGCAGCAGAAGCAGCUCGUCGCGACAGGAAGGAUAAGAGGAAGGCUGCUGCUGCUGAGCGCGACGCAAAUCAAAGAGGUACGAAGGAUGUACAAACGGCAAAGGAAGAGCCAAGGAAAGAGCGCCACAGAAGGGAAGAGAAAGAUGAACGUCACCGUGAGGCACGACACACUGCUAAACGAGACAGGCGACCUGCUGCUGAAGCUGACGAACCUCGAGUCGAAGAGGAGCGAGAGGCCGAACGAAGAGCCAGGAAACGGAGAAAGGCUGCCCAAGUAGAUGGCGAGCAACGAGGUGAAGAUCCAUAUCGGUCCAAACAUCGACGCAGUCACAAAGAUCCCGACGAUGAUGAAGCACAUCGGAGACCGCGGACAGAACGGGUAAAAUCAUCGGAUCCUCGAAAAUCGAGUCGCAAGUCUGCACCUGCUCCAGAGCCGGAAUUUCUUCCUGCAGAUGGCCAAGUCCACAGUCGUUCAAAGCCCAGGUCUCCAGCUUGGCCUCAUAGUGGUACAGGUUCUUGGGUGAAAGAAAAUGCAGAUGCACCCCCUCCACCCAACUCCCCCACGCGUGAAGCAUCCCCUGUUGAUGAAACAUAUGCCGGAGAGGCUGUCAGAAGAGAAUUGAGAAGAACAAGGCUAGGGGGAACUGAACGACGAAGGAAAGAUGAAAGAUACGAAAAGGAGAAGGAGAAAGAGAGGCCUACAAGAAGCCCAGAAGGCAGUCAAGAAGAUCCUCCACGAGAAAGUCAAAGGGACUCCGGUUUCGAGACGUCCCGCGCGCCGAGUGCUUCUGCUGGCUUCUUUGGUCUCCGGAGGAAAUUUGGGUUUUAA